AUGGCUCGCUUCACCAGCAUCGCUCUCUCCAUGGCCUGCGCCAUUGGCUACGUCUUCGCCAGCUCCGGCGACAUGACCUACUAUGCCCCAGGCCUUGGCUCCUGCGGCGAGACCAGCAACGAGUCUGAUGCCGUCGUUGCUCUUGCACCAGGCCAAUUCAGCGGCAGCAACCCCUGCGGCAAGAAGAUCACCAUUACCGCCAAAGGCAAGACUGCUUCUGCUACCGUGGUCGACAAGUGCCCCGGAUGCUCUGAGGAUUCCAUCGAUGUCUCGCCAAGCGUCUUCGAGAAGUUGGCUAGCUUGGAUGACGGGCGUGUCAAGAUUGAGUGGGAAUUCUCUUAA
Molecule: messenger RNA, 342 nt
Organism: Neoarthrinium moseri
Lineage: Eukaryota; Fungi; Ascomycota; Sordariomycetes; Amphisphaeriales; Apiosporaceae
Exons: 1
Coding region: 1-342 (113 amino acids)
Source: RefSeq, a predicted model, not a curated record